AUGCACAUAGUGAAGGCUCUUGUGGCAAAUGACAACUCUGACAAAAAAAAAGAAAAUCAUACUGGAAAUAUCCUAUCUCCACUAAGCAUCCUGGGUGCGUCCUAUGAACUUGAUGCGUGGAAAUACUUGUACAGAAGGUUGAAAGGAACAAUCCAGUCUCAUGGAUCUAAGGUCUCCCUGGCGGCGCCCGAGGAGUACCUGAACCUGACGAAGGACUGCAGCCGCUUCAAGGCGACGCGGCAGUUCAUCGAGUUCCCGCUGAGCCAGGAGGAGGCCGAGUUCCCCAUCGCCUACUCCAUGGUCAUCCACGACAAAAUCGAGAUGUUCGAGAGGCUCCUGCGGUCCAUCUAUGCCCCCCAGAACCUCUACUGCGUCCACAUGGACAGCAAGUCCCCAGCCUCCUUCCAGGAGGCUGUGCGAGCCAUCGCUGCCUGCUUCCCCAACGUCUUUGUGGCCAGCCGCCUGGAGAACGUGGUCUACGCCUCCUGGUCCCGGCUGCAGGCUGAUCUGAACUGUAUGCAGGACCUGCUCCAGAGUCCGGUGCCCUGGCGCUACCUCCUCAACACUUGCGGCACCGACUUCCCCAUUAAGACCAACGCCGAGAUCGUCCGCACCCUGAAGGUGCUGCAGGGGCGGAACAGCAUCGAAUCGGAGAGGCCCUCAGCCCUCAAGCAGGAGCGGUGGCGGUACCACCACAAAGUGACACAGUUCAUCUUCCGGACGACCACGCAGAAAGAGCCGCCGCCACACGGCUCCCCCAUGUUCACGGGCAACGCGUACAUCGUGGCCACGCGGGCCUUUGUGGAGCACGUCUUCCAGAGCCCCACGGUGCAGCAGUUCCUCGAGUGGGCCAAGGACACCUACAGCCCCGACGAGCACGUCUGGGCCACCCUCAACCGCAUGCCCGGUGUGCCGGGGGCUGUGCCGCACAACGACAAGUUCGAGCUCUCGGACAUGAACGCCAUGGCCCGCCUGGUCAAGUGGCAGUACCUGGAGGGCGACACCAGCAAGGGCGCGCCCUACCCACCCUGCACUGGCCUGCACCAGCGCGCCGUCUGCGUCUACGGCGCCGAUAUAUAA
Struthio camelus australis is the source of this 1080-nucleotide messenger RNA. It is a transcript of the gene GCNT3, whose product is annotated as glucosaminyl (N-acetyl) transferase 3, mucin type. Gene Ontology annotation, cellular component: membrane. NCBI's taxonomy places the organism in Eukaryota, Metazoa, Chordata, Aves, Struthioniformes, Struthionidae. The record is from RefSeq and is a predicted model, not a curated record. Gene Ontology annotation, molecular function: acetylglucosaminyltransferase activity.